Molecule: messenger RNA, 1740 nt
Organism: Aspergillus alliaceus
Lineage: Eukaryota; Fungi; Ascomycota; Eurotiomycetes; Eurotiales; Aspergillaceae
Product: ankyrin repeat domain-containing protein
Exons: 7
Coding region: 1-1620 (539 amino acids)
Biological process (GO): protein localization to ciliary inversin compartment
Cellular component (GO): ciliary inversin compartment
Molecular function (GO): protein binding
Source: RefSeq, a predicted model, not a curated record
AUGUCGUCCCUGUUUAUCAUAAUCACGGAUGGGCCGAUACUCCGUGAGUUCUAUCAUAAGAAGUUUACCCUCGCAUCUGAUGUCGACCUUUUCUUGUAUGGUUUGACUGAAGAUCAGGCUGUGGAAAAGAUAAGGCAAAUCGAGAGAAGCAUCAAGAAUUCCAUCUGGCACGAAACGGUUACUGUCAGGUCUAAGAGUGCCAUAACGAUAGCUUCUCAGUAUCCCAUCCGCCAUGUUCAGAUAGUGCUGAGGAUUUACAAGUCAAUAUCGGAAAUACUGACAGGUUUUGAUGUCAAUUGUUCUUGUGCUGCAUACGAUGGUCACCUGGCGCCACGUGCGCUGACAUCAUAUAUCGCGCAAACAAAUCGAAUUAAUCUAUCAAAGAGGUCACCAUCCUACGAAAGCCGCCUCUCGAAGUACGCGUGUCGUGGCUUCGAGAUUUUCUGUCCCCAGUUGGACCGCUCGCGGAUUAAUCCAAUGAUUCUCGGGAGAAGCCCCGCAACUACGCUGGGUCUGGCUCGUCUAUUGAUUUUCGAACAACUGCCAAAAAGAUCGCAACGCGAUAAAUACAUACUCACAAGGUUUGAAAAUCGCGGCUAUCUUAAGUACCCCCGUUCCAGUAUGCCAGCAGAAAAUACCAUGGGUGAAUGGGGCGACGAGGUCCCGGAAUGGAACGAGGAGAGCGACACAAUUGGAGAUGCAGCAGAACCAGUGGUACAAGAAGAAGAUGCAGAAUCAACCUACCAUACAUUUGUUAUCCCUUAUGUGAAGGGUAUUUAUGCGGAGAAGAUUAAGAAAAUCUUGUUCAAUAAUGACCUCAUGUCAAAUUCUGCGUUGUCUGCUAAACACUCUGAUAACCUGGACCGCUUCUAUCGUCAUGCUUUCUUUUUUGGCACAAUUGAAGAAAAAGAAAUCAAUCAAACUUAUGUCUCUGGUGGGCUUACAUUCAUCAAGGAUGACCCAGGACGACAGAUGAUUGGGAGCUUCCACCCUCUGAGCAAAAUUAAUUGGACAAAGUAUGCAAUAGUCGAACAUGGCUUUAAAGAGGUAGAGAGCUGCAUUGUAAAAGGGGCUAUUAAACUGAAUCAUCGCGAUAAAUUGGGAAGAACCCCAUUGCAUCUAGCAUGUAUGUGUUCCACUCCUGAAAUUGUACAGAUCAUGUUAGACAACGGUGCCGACUUAACUUCGCGUUUGGUAAACAGGAAGACAGCCCUUCGUCUUGCAGCUGCGCGUGGUGAGACAAAAAUUAUAAGUGACAAUGGCUUGAGACGAACACCUGUUCAAGCCGAGGAAGAAUGGUACUGCGAAAGCCCCCCUUCUGACUAUGAUCUGGACAAUAUAUAUCCAAAGGAUGAUACAUAUGAUAUCGAUCUUCUUUCAUGGGAUACCAGAGCCUUGCCUCUCCAUCUCGCUAUCAUCCAUGGUCACACGGAUGUAGUUGGAGAGCUUGCCACAUUCGGUGCAAGUACUUACAAUACUCUUAUGCUACCGGCGGUUGAUCUUGGCUCUUUCGUUACCAAAGUAUUGGCAAUUCCUAUGGUCAAGAAACUUUUGGAGCUCGAAGCCCUCGUCAUGGAGACAGAUCCAAAUGGAAGAACUGCUUUCCACUACCUCGCUUAAUGCAAGCACUUCGAGAUUUUCGACAUGUUUUGGGAGUCUCCAAAUCGGAGAGAGCUUCUCCUGUCUACACUUGUUGCUGCUUUAGAAAGUCGAAAUUCCGCCACGUCGUCAAAAAUUAUG